Messenger RNA from Gopherus evgoodei (Goodes thornscrub tortoise), 7192 nucleotides. RefSeq names its product Janus kinase and microtubule interacting protein 3 (gene JAKMIP3). Gene Ontology annotation, molecular function: microtubule binding; kinase binding. Lineage: Eukaryota; Metazoa; Chordata; Testudines; Testudinidae. The transcript is spliced from 27 exons. The coding region runs from base 758 to 3475 and encodes 905 amino acids. The record is from RefSeq and is a predicted model, not a curated record.
UGCAGCCUUCCUGUGAAAUUCAUCUUUAGCUUCUCCUCAGUUAGGCUGGUCUGAUUCUUCACUUUGGGGGUGUGAACAUGGUGAGCAGAUUUUACUGUAUGGUUGAUUCCUUUCCCCCACCCUUCUUCUAAAUGCUUCCCCGGACUGAUUGAUGAAUCAUUCCUCAUCUGGUCCCACUGUUCAGAGGAUAGAAAUGGAAAAUGUAAUCUCAUGCAGCAGAGAUGGAUUUUUUUUAAAAAGUCUUUUGCAAUAUGAAUCGUGAAAAAAUCCUUUAAAAUCUGUCUGCUAGGAACAGCCCACAGUUUUUAGAAUGAAGUGCACUGCGUACAAGGAAUGGUACUUUCCUCAGGUAAAGCAGACAAGCAGUGUGCAUCAUGAUGGAGCGUGCCUGUAAGUGCAGCUCUGGUUGCAAGGGCAGGUCUACACUACGGCAGGGAUGACGCUCUGAGACUGGUCCACUGGCGGAUGUUUUAGCGGAUCUAGUAAAGACCUGCCAGAUCAACAACAGAUCGCUCUCCAGCCGACCCCCGUACUCUACCCCCAACGAGAAGAGUAAGAAAUAUUGGAAAUAAUGGAACAUUGUAAUUGAAAAGCGCUUGCCUUCCAAGAGAGUUGGGAGAGAAUGUUGAAUCUUUCUUCUACAUCCCAGGUGAAUAAGAAAAUGUAGUGGACAGAAGCAAGGAAGAGAAACCUCAAGUGGUGGAACGGAGGGUUCUCUCUGCUUGGGAUUUUACCCUCCUCGUCACGCUGCCUCACAAUGUCAAAGAAGAGUGCUAGCAGCCGAGCUAAGGGAGAAAAACCUGAUGCCUUAGCUGCCUUACAAGCUGCCAAUGAAGAGCUCAGGACAAAACUCACAGACAUUCAAAUAGAGCUCCAACAAGAAAAGAGUAAGAUCAGCAAGUUGGAAAGAGAGAAAAACCAAGAAGUUAAACAGAUCAAAGAGCAUGAACAGCAUAAAAACACAGUGUUGAUAACGGAACUUAAGGCCAAACUUCAUGAAGAGAAAAUGAAGGAACUCCAGGCUGUUCGAGAAGCACUUUUGAGACAGCAUGAAUCUGAGCUUCUUAGAGUCAUAAAGAUUAAAGAUAAUGAAAACCAGCGAUUACAGGGCCUUCUUAAUGCUGUAAGAGAUGGGGCUCCUGAUAAGGUUAAAACAGUGCUUUUCACAGAAGCGAAAGAGGAGGCCAAGAAAGGGUUUGAAUCUGAGAAAAUCAAAAUGCAGCAAGAAAUUUCAGAACUUAAGGGGGCUAAGAGACAAGUGGAGGAAGCCUUAACUUUGGUCAUUCAAGCUGACAAAAUUAAAGCAGCAGAGAUAAGGAGUGUGUAUCACUUACACCAAGAGGAAAUCAGCAGGAUCAAGAGAGAGUGCGAAAGAGAAAUUCGCAGACUGAUGGAGGAGAUAAAAUUUAAAGACAGAGCAGUCUACGUGCUGGAAAGAGAGUUAGGGGUUCAAGCCGGGCAUGCUCAGAGACUUCAGCUCCAAAAGGAGGCUUUAGAUGAACAACUUUCCCAGAUCAAAGAGUCUGAUCGGCAUCUGAGCAGCCCCAAACGGGAACUUCCUUUUGCAAGUGGUGCAGGAGACGCUUCAGAUCAUUCAGGAAGCCCCGAACAGCAGCUGGAUGAAAAAGAUGCCCGGCGUUUCCAACUUAAAAUUGCUGAGCUAAGUGCAAUCAUCCGGAAACUGGAAGAUCGGAAUGCAUUGCUGUCAGAAGAAAGAAAUGAGCUUUUAAAACGUCUAAGAGAAGCAGAAAGUCAGUAUAAACCUCUCCUGGACAAAAAUAAGCGUCUCAGUAGGAAGAAUGAAGAUUUAUCCCAUGCCUUACGUCGAAUGGAAAAUAAAUUAAAAUUUGUAACACAAGAGAACAUAGAAAUGAGACAAAGGACUGGGAUAAUAAGGAGACCAAGCUCUUUAAAUGAUCUUGACCAGAGUCAAGAAGAAAGAGAAGUUGAAUUUCUGAGGCUACAAAUUAUUGAACAGCAAAAUAUCAUAGACGAACUCUCUAAGACUCUUGAAACUGCUGGCUAUGUGAAGAGCGUAAUAGAACGAGAUAAGCUUUUAAGGUAUAGAAAACAAAGGAAGAAAAUGACAAAACUCCCUAAGAAGCCAGUUGUGGAGACAUUUUUUGGCUAUGAUGAAGAAGCGUCUCUGGAGUCUGAUGGUUCUUCUAUCUCGUAUCAAACUGACAGAACAGAUCAAACUCCUUGCACUCCUGAUGAUGACUUGGAAGAGGGCAUGGCCAAAGAAGAAACAGAACUGAGAUUUCGGCAGUUGACAAUGGAAUAUCAGGCUUUGCAACGAGCAUAUGCUUUGUUGCAAGAACAGGUCGGAGGAACAUUGGAUGCAGAACGAGAAGUUAAGACGCGUGAGCAGCUCCAAGCAGAAAUACACAGAUCACAAGCUCAGAUAGAGGACCUAGAAAAGGCACUUGCUGAGCAGGGACAGGACAUGAAGUGGAUUGAGGAGAAGCAAGCAUUGUAUAGAAGAAAUCAAGAACUUGUAGAAAAGAUAAAACAAAUGGAAACAGAAGAAGCUCGGUUGAAACACGAUGUUCAGGAUGCUAAAGAUCAGAAUGAACUCCUGGAGUUCAGAAUAUUAGAGCUUGAAGAGAGAGAAAGAAGAUCACCUGCUAUCAACUUUCAUCACAUUCCUUUUACUGAGGGGAAAAGUCCUCUCCAAGUUUACUGUGAGGCAGAAGGUGUAACGGAUAUACUAGUAGCGGAGCUAAUGAAAAAGUUGGACAUUUUAGGGGAUAACGCCGUAAGUAAUCUGACCAACGAGGAGCAAGUAGUUGUCAUACAGGCAAGGACAGUUCUGACACUGGCUGAAAAGUGGCUACAGCAGAUAGAAGUGACAGAAUCUGCACUACAGCAAAAGAUGCUAGAUCUCGAGAAUGAAAAGGAGCUAUUUACUAAACAAAAGGGCUACUUGGAUGAUGAACUUGACUACAGGAAACAGUCUUUGGAUCAAGCACACAAGCAAAUUCUGGAAUUAGAAGCCAUGCUAUAUGAUGCCCUGCAGCAAGAAGCUGGAGCCAAAAUGUCUGAAAUUCUUUCAGAAGAGGAGAAAAGCAAGCUGAAGAAUGCUGUAGAGCAAUGGAAACGCCAAGUUAUGAGUGAACUCCGAGAGAGAGAUGCCCAGAUUCUGCGUGAAAGAAUGGAGCUCAUUCAACAUGCACAGCAGAGAAUUAAGGAGCUAGAAGAAAGAAUUGAAGGUCAGAAAAGACAGAUAAAAGAAUUAGAAGAAAAGCUUUCAUUCUUUGGUCAUAGUUCAUCAGCCCACGUACGGAUGAUUACUGAGGAAGCUAGAAAUGCUUAUAUUCUUAUUGAGAAAGACAGCAGUGGUUACCAACGUGAAAUAAAAAAGAAGACAUUACGAGUUCCAGAAGCCCAAAUAUAUAUUUUGUCACUGAAGACUAAGGAUAUAAUCUUUUUGACCCUUUUAGACAAUGAAUUAGGAUUUAUGGGAAUUUCUUAAAGUGGAGUCUGCUCUUCUGAUGUCUAUGACUGUACAUUUUUAUAAGCUAGAAUUAGAACUGUCUAAGAAGAAAGCCCCAAAAAAUAAAAAAAUAAUUAACUCUACAGGAAGCCCCAUCUCUGCUGCUUGAAACAGCUUUCAGCUUUACAUAAAAAGCAGUAUACUAAUUCAGAUAAAGUGAAUAUAUUUUGGUUCCCUGCUAAGCAGGUAGUAAACUUCUUCUGUAAAGAAGUGAUCAUGUCCUGUUUUAUACGUCACUCAUGUAUAUGUGUUACUCGUAGUUAUUUAAAUACAUGUGUUGAAGGAAGAUUUUAAAAAGAGUUCCAGACUAAUCUAUGAUGAAAACAUAAAUGUGAAUGAAAUGAAACAUUAUAUUCCAAGAUGUUUUUCCUUCAGCUGAAAUGGGAAGUAGAACUAAUUCAUCUGAUAAUUUCGGAAGAAUUUAUUUCUUUUCCAUAGCACAGGGUAUGUAUAAUGGUUUGUUGAGUAUCCCAAGCACUUAAUGAUGGUGGGAAGGUGUGUCUACAAAGUUCUGAACCUUCAGAAUGUGAAGGUUUCAUUUGGUUCUGAAGUUUCAGCAAACUAUGCUCUUUAACACUAAGAGAAAAAUGGCACAAUAAUGUAUAAUGCACUUAAGUUCCUCAAUGAAGAUGAAGCAUUCAACAGUGUCCCAUGGAAACUUUGAACCUGUAAAGGGAAUAGAAGUGAAAAUGUGUCGUCACUGAUCUGAAUGUCUAGAAUGUUGGAAGGUGGGAAUGUGUGUAAAAAAGAUGUGAUUAAUUUGAGAAAAGAAAGCACAAGCAAGGACGGUGGAAGUCCCUGAUUGUAUCUCUUGGAUUUAAAUGUCAGAAAAAUGAAGAAAAAAAAAAGUCUUCUGUAGAAAGAUCUACAAAGGAAAGACUCUGAAAGAAAGCACACAAAUGUACUUCACCAAAAAGUAACAAGAGAAAUUGAAACAAAAUGCCAACAUCUGGAUUUACCAAUGAAUAUAUAAAAAGCAUCUCAUCUGGCCUUUUCCACAACUGCUGUGUAUCUAAAAUGGGGAGCAGAGAGAUGAUGAAGAAAUUGUAUCUAUGCUUUGGAAAGCGUGACUGAAAAAGCAAAACUAAAGAAGUUACUGAAAGGGAAAAUUUGGAUCUGCUGUAUUCAUGCUCUGUUGUCACUCCACUUGUUUCCUGUGAUCAGAAGAUGCCAGAAGAGUUUUUCAAGUUAAAAAAGUGAGAAAACAGCAAGUGGAUGCAGCCAGUUCUAACUGGUUUUAAUUGAUAGCUAUCUAAUACAACCUACUAAAUCUCAUGAAAUAGAAACACCCAAAACAGUUUGGACUAUCAUUACAUGCUGGAAAGAGCAUCUCUUUUUUUUAGUAAAUACUUUUGUUUGUUUUCUACACUGCUUCCAUACUUUUAUUUUAUAAAUGGAGCGAAGAAAAAAAUCUUCAGAAUUUAAAUUCUAGAAAGUCCUCCAGAAGCUGGCACAUCUAGUGCCAAACUGAACUGGAUACAUGUAUUAUAAGCAACCAUACAAAAUGAAAGGGAAAUGAGAAAGAAAGAUGAGGAAAUGUGUUUCUCAUCAAAAUGUUAUAUUUGCAUUUUGUUAGUGUGUUAAGACCUUUUAAAUCAAGAAGUGUGAGUUUUGAUAUGAAAAUGUGACUAAUUUAUAGAAGUAAUUCAGCUAAUUCCAGCUGGAUAAGAUACAGAUGCCAAUAUUAGGAUUUGUAUAGCUGAUUUAAUUGUUUUACCUUUGCAUUUCAUGCUUACAAUAUUGUUUAAUCCUAAAAGUACAAUUUAAUUCUACUUAAACAUAUGUUGUCUUUCAAUAUUUUAUUUACUUAGAAUAACACAUAAUAAUAUAACCACUUUCUAUCUGAGAUGUUACUGAACUCUAAAUAAGAAAUUGUUGGAUUAAAGUUUAAUGGAAUGUACUAUGCAGGCAUCUAUAAAAAUGCCUUAAAUUAAAUGCCUAACUAUACAGACCUUAUGUUCCAGGUGAGCUUAGGAAUUCAAAUGCUGCUACUCAUGUGGAUAUGCAUGAUAAUAUUUGAUGCACUGGUUAGGAGUUUAGAAUGUAAAGGCAGGUGUAUUUGAAACUGGCUUGAAUACAUUUAUUUUUUGUUUACUUGGGCCAUGGUUUUGCAUGUUGUAUAUAUGUCUAGAAUUCAGUUCUCCUUCUCCCCAUCCCCAAAUUAAAUAUUCUUACACCCUACUUUAAAAAAUGCUAAAUGUACAGUAAAUAAGGAUGAUACUUAUGGAGAUGUUAAUGUUUAUAUGUAAAAAAUGUUAUGUACAUAGAAAAGAAAAAAUGGCUCAGUGAAUGUUUUAAAAAUAUUUAUUUUACACAGAUGUUGCAUUCACAUAUAUGUGCUACAUAUUUUAAACACAAAUUUUAUUUCACUGUCAACUUUAAAUCAUUUUGGGCCUGAUUCUACCAACUUAACUUAUGUUGAAUAACACUUUGCUCCAAUUGCAGUGUCAUUGAAGCCAUUAUGUAAUGUAUGGCAGUAUCAGAUCUUGUGAUUGUUGCUAUCUUCUUCUUUUAUGGGACUUGUGCACCUUUUUAAAAUCUGAUCCUAAAAAUAUAGGAUUACAGGGUGGGGCAUUAGCCUAAAUCUAGGUUUUUGUAAUAAAGGGUUUUUUUCAUAUAGAUUUAAUAUAAAAAUGAAAAACUUGGAAAUUAAAAGAUAAGGCUAGUUUGCACAACCAUUACGUACACUGGUGAGCACUUACUAUUCACACAAGUAAGUCUCAUUGGGCUAUUCCAGUGAAUAAGUUUUCACCAAUGUUAGUAAGGGUUGAACAAUCUAAACCAUCAUUUCUAUGUGUUUUCUUAGCAUACCCCAAACCUUGCAUGUUACUUUCAAAUUAUUACAAGACUAAGGGCCAGAUAAAAAUACGUAUAACAUUAGAUUGGUUAUUAAUAUAUUAUGAUAGGUAAGUUUUGCCUAUGAGAAUUUGAAAAUUAUGUGUAAAUGCAUUGACUCAUAAUAGCAGACAUUCUGAAGAGACACUGAAGUAGUCAUAAAUGUUCACUGUCUAGGUAACACUAAUUAUACUGAUUGAUUAGACAGCAUGCGCAUAGCAACACAAAUGUUUUUGAUUGUCUAAACUAAAAUCCAUUUGAAUUGCAGCUUAAUUUGUUGACACCUGUAUUUUGUGUAUUUCAGGCCUAUACCUAUUGUUCAAGCUGUUGAAGGACUGUGGCUUUUAUUUAAAGUGUUCAACUCUAGUAAUAUCUGUAGCCUUCAGUAUAUCCUUGAGUGCCUUACACAGCUUGUUAACACAAACACUUCUAGUUAAGAAAAACAGUAUACCUGAGAGUCAUUCUUGGUGGAUUGAUGCCAAAUUGCUUUGCAUCUAUAAUGCUACCAUUAAAACCUUACAAUAGGUAGUGUGUUUUAGCACAGUAAUGGAUUUAGUUUAGACUCAGGAAAUCAUAUUGUGAAUAUGUGUAUUAAACUAGGUAUUUAUUUAUUGUACAUUUUAUAAAAAGAUCUAUUGUAAAUUUAUGCAAAAUAUAAAUUAUAUAAAAUGUUUUCUCCUACGGCAAACAUGCUGUGAGUUAUUUGUGUUCUCUAAUGUAAUCUCUUAAUAACCAUAUCCUAAAUAUGUAAUGUUUGGUUCAGUGCUGAAAUGGUAAUUUACAGGCCUAAAAUAGGACUGUAUGUUGAUCAACUACAAAAUUUUACACAUAUUUUUGUAUUGUGAUUCAUAUGAUAUAUAU